Molecule: messenger RNA, 2688 nt
Organism: Oryza brachyantha (malo sina)
Lineage: Eukaryota; Viridiplantae; Streptophyta; Magnoliopsida; Poales; Poaceae
Product: (6-4)DNA photolyase
Exons: 13
Coding region: 155-1879 (574 amino acids)
Biological process (GO): entrainment of circadian clock by photoperiod; circadian regulation of gene expression
Cellular component (GO): cytoplasm; nucleus
Molecular function (GO): DNA binding; FAD binding
Source: RefSeq, a predicted model, not a curated record
ACUCUCGGCGCCAACCGCUACUGCUGCCCCUCCACGUUCAAAUCUCCUCCGUCCGAUCUCAUAUCAACGGCUCACGUUCCACCUACUCCACCACAAUCGGUUCCAACUCCUCCCCCCAAUUCGGAGCCAGAGCCAACCCAACCCGCCGCCGGCGAUGGACGCCGCCGCGACGGCGACGGCGGCGGCAGCGGCGGCGAUGGUGUGGUUCCGGAAGGGGCUGCGCGUGCACGACAACCCGGCGCUGGAGGCCGCCCGGCGCGGAUGCGGGCGGCUGUACCCGGUGUUCGUGCUCGACCCGCGGUACCUCCGCCCGGACCCCGUCGCGGCGUCCCCGGGGUCCGCGCGCGCCGGGGCGGCCCGCGUCCGCUUCCUCCUCGAGAGCCUCUCUGACCUCGACGCGCGCCUCUGCCGCCUCGGCUCCCGCCUCCUCCUCCUCCGCGCCCCCAGCGACGGCGACGGCGACGUGGCCGCCACCGUCUGCGCCGCCCUCAAGGACUGGAACAUCGGGAAGCUGUGCUUCGAAUCCGACACCGAGCCGUACGCGCUUGCCCGCGACAAGAAGGUCAUGGAUUUCGCGGCUGCGUCGGGGAUCGAUGUGUUCUCGCCGGUCAGCCAUACCCUGUUCGAUCCAGCAGAAAUCAUAGAGAAGAAUGGAGGCCGGCCGCCGUUGACAUACCAGGCGUUCGUGGCCGUCGCCGGGCAGCCGCCGGAGCCGGUUAUGGAGGAGUACUCCGAGCUGCCACCGGUUGGAGAUACCGGUGAGUAUGAAUUGUUGCCGGUGCCCAAAGUGGAGGAGCUUGGGUAUGGAGAUAUCAGCCAGGAGGAGCUUUCGCCGUUCCGAGGCGGCGAGACAGAAGCUCUGAAGAGAAUGAGAGAAUCACUUCAUGAUAAGGAGUGGGUUGCCAAAUUUGAGAAACCUAAGGGUGACCCGUCUGCUUUCCUGAAACCUGCGACGACUGUCCUGUCACCGUAUCUGAAAUUUGGUUGCUUGUCGUCAAGAUAUUUUUACCACUGCAUUCAGGAUAUUUACAGGAGCACAAAAAAGCAUACAAACCCACCUGUUUCAUUGAUUGGCCAGGUGAAUUUAUUUACAACUACCUUGGUUUGGUCGGAGAAGAACAGCGAUCUAGCGUCUGAAUGCUUCAGUUUGUUGUUGCAGUUGCUGUGGAGGGAUUUUUUCUACACUGUGUCUUUUGGGACUCCUAAUUUUGAUCGAAUGAAAGGAAACAGAAUAUGCAAACAGAUUCCAUGGACAGAGAAUGAAGAGCUGUUUCUUGCGUGGAGAGACGGUCGGACAGGAUAUCCCUGGAUUGAUGCUAUCAUGAUUCAGCUGAGGAGGUGGGGUUGGAUGCAUCAUCUUGCACGCCACUCUGUUGCCUGUUUUCUGACACGGGGUGAUCUGUUUAUCCACUGGGAGAAAGGUCGUGAUGUCUUUGAAAGGCUACUGAUUGAUUCUGACUGGGCUAUUAACAAUGGCAAUUGGCUAUGGCUGUCCUGUUCAUCCUUCUUUUACCAGUAUCACAGAAUUUAUUCCCCUAUCUCUUUCGGAAAGAAGUAUGAUCCUAAUGGAAACUACAUCAGGCAUUUCAUCCCAGUGCUGAAAGACAUGCCCAAGGAGUACAUCUAUGAACCUUGGACUGCGCCUCUCAGCAUUCAGAAGAAAGCAAAGUGCAUAAUUGGCAAAGACUACCCAAAGCCAGUGGUUGAUCAUGAGAUUGCAAGCAAAGAAUGCAAGAAGAAGAUGGGAGAAGCUUAUGCAUCUAAGCACCUCGAUGAUAAGCCUAACAAAGGAAAACCCUCCAAUUCUUCGCGAAGAAAAUUGUCUGCUGGCAGCCAAGUGACCUCAUCCAAGACUAAGCAACUAAAAGGAAGCAGCUGAUCUGAAUAAUUGUGCAGCAUGAAGAUUUCUUCAGCUUCACACUAACUGCUCCAUUUUCAGGAUUUCAGCAUCAGAAUUUCAGUUGUGAGUCGACGGCGACUGACAUCCAGCAUCCUGACAGUUGUACCUAGUGUGAUGACUACAGUACUAAACUAGUCUGAAUUAGCAGCAAAAGGCUAAAUAAACCGUACUAACAUUUAGUUAUUUAAUUACCAUCUGUUGUAGCAGUAACAAAGUACUUCUACUCCUAGUGAAUACCUGCUUCUUGUCAGGUGCUUGUUUACAUGAUGAACAAUUAGAGGUUCUCUGUCGUGAGUACAGAUCCUGCCAAACUAGAACUCUAUCUUGUCACACAAUUAACUCUGAUUGAUGGACAGGAAAUGAACGGAUGGUUUGGUUGCUUUGUACUCUACACAAAAGGGUCAAAACCAUGCCCUCAUCCGGCGUCCAUGAUGAACAAGCCAGCUCUAAUCUGGAAAGUGCAAAGUGACGACAGUGAUAAGCCCCAUCUUUACACAUCAAAACUCAAAGGAUUAGCGCAAGUUUGUUUCAAGGAUAAGAUGGCAACAGACAGGGACAAGAAAGUUCUUUUUUAAAAAAAAUUACAGUUCAUUUUUUCAUGGGUUGGGUUAAAAAAAGGCAGUGAAUUAGCACAGUACAGACACUGCAUUAAUGCAUGAUAAAACAAUUCAUCCGCACAUCUAUUGCAUUUCCUUUCCUUGUGCCCUAACAAACUCCGACCUAAUUUAUACCAAGGUCUACAACUGAAAGGGAUGAACGCCCAACUCAUGCCAUCCAUCAGCCAUGCU